This is a messenger RNA of Lagopus leucura (white-tailed ptarmigan), 2606 nucleotides long. RefSeq lists its product as uncharacterized. The record is from RefSeq and is a predicted model, not a curated record. Gene Ontology annotation, biological process: regulation of DNA-templated transcription. Bases 1 to 1704 code for a protein of 567 amino acids. The transcript is spliced from 6 exons. Lineage: Eukaryota; Metazoa; Chordata; Aves; Galliformes; Phasianidae.
AUGGCGGCGCCCACACCGACUCUGUCAUCAUGUGGCCUGCUUCCGGCGCGAGGCCUGCUUCCGGUGCGCAGCCUACUUCCGGUGACUGCCCGCCGGAAGUGCAGAAUAGAGGCUCGCGAGGCCUUCACAGUUGUCACGGCCUCGCACAUGGAGGAGCCCGUCACCUUUGAGGACAUCGCCAUCUACCUGAGCCGUGCAGAGUGGGACAUGGUUGCAGAGGAGCAGAGGGAGCUGUACCGCAGCGUCAUGCUGGACAACUAUGAGCUCUUGGCAUCACUGGGGUACCCAGGCCCCAAACCUGACAUUCUGCAUCGGCUGGAGCGUGGGGAAGAGCCAUGGGUCAACACACCACAGAGCCCAGUGAAGUGGGAUGGACCUGACAGAACUUUUGGAUGCAGUGGGGGGAAGAGAUGGCUGGCAGAGUCGUGCUCCAGCAGGUGGCUGAAUGUUGACAAGCACAAAGUGCUGGAGGAGACACACACCCCCAGUCAUGGAAAACAACGUGAGCCGUGGCUGCUGCGGUCCAGCAGACUGCUAAGGAAGUUCGGGUGUCUUGAGGGUAGGAGUGAGUUGCGGUCAGAGGCAGCCAGCAUCCAGCCAGCGCCAGAGGGAAGCCAAGAGAAGGCACAGGUGGGCUGUUUGACCAGGAAUUUAGAAACGGAGGAUGAACAAGGGGUCAAGACAGAAUUAGCACAAAGCAUGGGAAAUGUGGCUUCUUGCAAGCAUCUGCACAAUAACUGCAUGGAGACAUUUCAAGAGACUGUACAGAAACCACAUAAUGUUUUAGAGGAAGUAAGUGUUUUCCAGGCAAACAGGGGACAAGGGGAAUCUUCUACUAAGGACCUGAGUGAAACUGUUCUGGAAGACCACUGUUACUGUGUGAGUAAUAACCUGCGCUGCACUCAGUUUCCACAUGCUCUGAGAGAACAUGACUACUGCGGUAGCAGUGAUAGCAGUGUCUCAGUGCUCAGAGACCACGAAUACUGCCAGGUACAAAGGUUUUCUUCUCGGGACAGAGUCCGUAAAGUUGUUUGCCGUACUUGUAGGUUUCGUGCCAUAGCUUACAGGCUGUCAAAGCGAAAAUCCUACGUAGAGCGUAUCAUCUGGAAAGCUAAGCGGAGCGUGCGAUUCCUCAAGCCCACCUUCAAAAAUCUGCGGUUUUCUCGAGCUUUAUUCUGCACAAAAUGUCUUUUUCCUAUGUCAUCAUCUGUUCCUCUGGCUAGGGCAGAUGACUCCACGAAGGAAACUUCUGGGGCGUUUUGUCCUGCAGAGCAGGUGGCUGUGCCCCAACAGUCUCAGAAGAAAGAAGACUCCCAAGAGGUGACUGUGCUCCCACAGCCUGAGAAGGAGGACUCUCAGGAGGAGACAUCAGAAGCACCCAGUGACCCUGCAGCACCUCUGGAAUCAACAGCUGCGUCGCCACCCCUCAGUGAAGCUCAGGAGGUGCAGGGUGUAGCAGCACAACCCGAAGCACUUGUGCACCAAGGGAUGCAAGAGGCAGAGUUGAUCCACGAGCCUGACACUCAUCAAAACACUGAAGGAUACAAAAUUGUUAAUACAAGUUAUGGAUUGCUGCAUGAUGCUUAUGAAAUGGUCGUGUGGACUGUUGAUCACAUGCUGGAGUCUGCGUGCCAAGCAUUUGAGCUUGGUGGCUAUAAUCGGUGCAAGGAAAUGCGGCCUGUGAUUACCCAGUCUGACACCUGACCACCAGAACGUUAGCAGCUGUGCCUGCUCUGUCAUGCUGAACAGACAGAACCCUGCAGCAAAACCCACUAAUGUGGCUAAGCAGGAAAAACUGAAAGGUGUACUAAGGGAUCAGUGCACAAAUGGAUACUACCACAUAAAUGGAUGCAAAACUUGGUUUGUAAUGCCUGCUGUGAUCACCUGGGAGGCUUCAGGGAAAAGCCAGAGGAAGAGAAGUGGGACUGGUGCAAGUAAAAGAGGAAGAAGCCCAGGAAAACUUACAAGAGAUGGGAGAAUAAGGGCAGCUGUGUGUUAGCAGGCUGCUGACUGGUUUACUUUCUGGCUGAGCUGUGUGUGAUCACUGUGGACUUUCUCCUUGUUCAACCAUUGCCACUUGUUUGUGUGAGCACAUGCUCACAUGUAUGUCAGCAUGCGAGCUGUGCUCGCUUGUCUGGGCUGGACUUGGCAGAAAGGAAUCUCAGGGUGCUGUGCACAGCUCUGCCUUGGUGCAGGCAGUGUGUCCUGUCCUGGGCUCUCCCUCUCAAAAUUUAAGCUUUUUGACCAUAGGGGAAUUCUUAAGAUGGAAUGAUAAUCUCUUUUUUUUUUUUAAAGAAACUGCAUAUCUCACUGUUGUGCAAGCAGGCGAGGAUGUAUUGUGUAAAGCCUUGCUGCAUUCUCAUGUGAAAACUAUUGGAAAAAAAAAAACAUUGGGAGUUUUGGGAUGCAAUGGGAGGUGAGGUUCUGAUACUGGGAUGGCUGAGAAGAGAUGUUGGGGCUGCUUUGUGCCAAUGCAGCCACAUCUAGUGGCCCUGGCACGGGGCACGGCAGAUCCCAGCAGCUGAGAAGGCAGUGCCUUUUAGUUGCUCUCUGUUCCUCACUACUCAACUGUAUUUCCAUCAUCAAUAAAUGAAUUUUCCCCCUUU